Grosmannia clavigera kw1407 is the source of this 1308-nucleotide messenger RNA. RefSeq lists its product as uncharacterized. The record is from RefSeq and is a predicted model, not a curated record. Bases 1 to 1308 code for a protein of 435 amino acids. The transcript has a single exon. Gene Ontology annotation, cellular component: fungal-type cell wall. NCBI's taxonomy places the organism in Eukaryota, Fungi, Ascomycota, Sordariomycetes, Ophiostomatales, Ophiostomataceae. Gene Ontology annotation, biological process: fungal-type cell wall polysaccharide metabolic process.
AUGCUGAACAACAAGCAGGUCCUGGCCAUCGUGGCCGCUCUCUUCACCCAAGAGGCCCUCGCCCUCAACGUCCACCGCCAUGUGCACAACCACGUCCACGACAAGCGGGCGGUCGUGUACCAGGAGACUGACGUCGUCACCGUCACCGACUGGAGCACCGUGACCGUCUGGGAGGAAUUCUCCGAGACCACCCAAAAGACCAUGUUCAAGGGCGGUGCCCACACCCACCACACUUCCUCCACCAUCACCUCGUCUUCGUCUAUUUCGACGUCGUCGUCCGUGAAGCCAUCCACGUCCUCCGUGGUCCCGACUGCAUCUUCUGUGGUACCGACUACGUCUUCGACCUCGACGUCCUCGUCGAUCUCGACGCCGUCGCCUACCACCUUUUCCACGUCGUCGGUCGCCCCUGUGCCCACGACAUCCUCAACGUCCUCGACCGUUGCCCCCGUCCCCACGACGCUGUCUGUGGCAGCGGCUGUGUCGAGCGUGAUCAACAAGGCCGACGCUCUCAUUGAGACGCCGACGACGACUUCGGUGGCUCCGGUCCCCACAACUACUGCCGCCGCUGCUGUUGCUACUGUUGUGUCCACGACCACGUCUUCGGUCGCCAAGCGUGGUCUGGCUUACAACACCGGCAGUCUCCUGAGCAACUUCCUGGGCACUGGUUCCAAGUGCACGUGGUCGUACAACUGGGGCAAGGAGGCCGACUCGUCCGCUCCGUCCGACAUCGAGUUUGUUCCCAUGCUCUGGAGCCCCAACGACUACAAUGGCUGGGACACUGCGGCCGAAAAGGCAAUCGCCGGCGGUUCCAAGUACUUCCUCAGCUUCAACGAGUGCGACAACGCCGGCCAGUGCAACACGGAUGCGGCCACGGCUGCUACUGCUCACCAGAAGUACAUGAACCCGUACUCUGGAAGGGUCAAGAUCGGCACUCCUGCCAUCACGAACAGCAACUUGGAGGGCGCGGGAAUCAGCUGGCUCGCCAACUUCCUCUCUGCCUGCAACGGCAACUGCGACUUUGACUUCUGCCCUCUGCACUGGUACAACACCGCAGACACCAACGACUUCCUGACCCACCUGAUCAACGCGCACGAGACGUGUGGCAAGGACAUCUGGAUCACCGAGUUUGCGCCCACCGGCUCGGACGACGAGAUCAACAGCUUCCUGAUCGAUGUCAUGGACCAGAUGGACAACAACGCGACCUUCUCCUUUGUGCAGCGCUAUGCCUACUUCUGGGCUGCCACCGGCUCGCUGCUCACAUCGGAGACCAGCCUGAGCACGUACGGAAGCACAUUUGCCUACCAGUAG